AUGCGAAGACUUUCUGGGAACCCGUACACGCUGAACCUGGAGGACGUUUUCGAGGACGACAGCUUCGUCCAUCUAAUUAUGGAGCUUUGCGAGGGUGGUGAUUUAUUCGACGACAUCAGCAGCCAUGGCUUUAUGACAGAAGCACAAGCAGCAGCAGUCUUUGAGGAGAUUGUCCUUGCCGUUAUGCAUUGCCAUGAGCACGGCGUUCUACACCGCGACUUAAAACCGGAAAAUAUCCUUCUUGUACAGAGAUCAGGCGUUAGGGAGCAAGCGGGAACAGAUGACUGCAAGUCGCCUUCAAAAUGCUUCUCAUUGACGCCGAGGGUCAAGCUUACUGAUUUCGGGCUUUCUCUCUUCGUGGACGCUCACAAGCAGGUUUACGGUGUCGCUGGAAGCCCGUUCUACCUCGCUCCAGAAGUUUUAUCCGGAAAUUACGGCCACGAAGCAGACAUCUGGUCUCUUGGUGUCAUGCUGUACAUGCUUCUCUCGGGUUCAGCUCCUUUCUUCGGGGAAUCGGAGGACGAGGUCCUCGCAGCCGUCAGGCGUGGAAAGCUUUCGUUUUACCGGCCGAUUUGGGGGUCAAUCUCGCCGUUCGCGAAAGACCUGAUUCGGUGCCUGCUCCGGCAGGAUCCAGCAAAGAGACCGACUGCUAGCGACAUACUCCAGCAUCCGUGGUUCACCGAGGUGUUCCGAUCGCAGCAGCAACAGCAACAGCAGCAGCAGUCAGCGCAGGAGCUGCAGAACGAGCAUUCCGAACAGGUGGUAGAUAGCUUAGAAACCGAUACAUCGAUCGACAACGCAAGCCAAUGCAUGUGUACAGGCAUUGCCCACUCUUCCCCCAGUCCCGCCAUGCACUCGCAAUCCCACCUCCCCAGCUCGCCCGUCUCUCAUCUCCAAUGCUCAGCCGAGUUCAGCCCCGUGGUUUCCAGGAAGCUACCGCAUGCUUCCCCGCAAACCCCGCCGAGGUUGGAGCUCGAGACUCAUACCAGCUUGCUGUGUGCGAGCUCACGGCUAAGCCUCUCUUCGUCUCUCGCCUCCUCGUCGGUGGAAGAAGGGUCGGUAGAAACAGACGGAGCUAGAUCGGAGCAGAUUGAAGGUUCGGAAUCGGUCGCAGGGGAAGCAGCAGCAGCAGCAGCAGCGGGCGUUCAGGAGGAGCCGCUGAAUGUGGUUCCUUCGUUGUGGGGUCUGUUUGGAGGGUAUAAUCCGAUUGUGAAACCGGAGGAGAUAGACGCUUCAGAUUUGGUAGCUUCAGAAGGAUCGUUGGCGCAAACGCCGCAGCUGCUCUCCUGCAGCGUGUGGGGUCGGAGUUCACAUGUGCUGUAG
Messenger RNA from Closterium sp. NIES-65, 1323 nucleotides. The record is from the annotation of a GenBank genome assembly. NCBI's taxonomy places the organism in Eukaryota, Viridiplantae, Streptophyta, Zygnematophyceae, Desmidiales, Closteriaceae.